Molecule: messenger RNA, 4056 nt
Organism: Onychostoma macrolepis
Lineage: Eukaryota; Metazoa; Chordata; Actinopteri; Cypriniformes; Cyprinidae
Gene: chsy1
Product: chondroitin sulfate synthase 1
Exons: 3
Coding region: 437-2845 (802 amino acids)
Cellular component (GO): Golgi cisterna membrane
Molecular function (GO): glucuronosyl-N-acetylgalactosaminyl-proteoglycan 4-beta-N-acetylgalactosaminyltransferase activity
Source: RefSeq, a predicted model, not a curated record
CGCCUCCAGCGUGUCAAAAACCCUCGACGGCUAAGCCGCGUUGCCGCAGACGCGUUUCAAGCGCUCGCGCUCACUCACAAUGGCGAGAUAGUCGCGAGAACGAGGAUGCAGCCGCACUUCUCGAGACAGCAGACCGUUCAUUUUUCCUGACUAAUCACCGAUUUAGGCGCGAAGCGACGGAGAUACGUUCACGAAGCCGAUCGUGGCUCGCGAGGAGCGGAUAGUCGGCGAUUAGAUGGCAGUGGCUGGUGAUCUACGGGGAUUGGAGCGCUGCAACGUACUCAGCAGCGGCGGUAAACGGUGAUCAGCGGUGACCAUGCUCGGACCCAAACCCAGCGUUCUGGACGGGACUGCAGCAGCGGGUGGCAUUUAAAAAAACCGAAGGCGUGAAGACAUAAAAGCCCCGAGCGAACCGGAGGUGUGAGCGUACGCUGAAAUGGCAGGCAGAAGCCGCAGGUCGUGGUUCAGCGUGCUGCUGGGGCUGGUGGUCGGGUUCACACUGGCGUCCAGGCUCAUCCUGCCCCGGGCCACCGAGCUGAAGAAAGCGGGUCACAAGCGGCGGGCGAGCGGCGGAGGCACGGGUGGCUGCGGAGGAGGAGCGGGGAUGAUGAUGAUGAUGAAGAAGGAGUACGGAGGGGCGCUGAUGCCCGGCACGGAGAAGCCCGCGGUGCCCCGGUCCAGCAGUUUCCUGUUCGUGGGCGUUAUGACCGCGCAGAAGUACCUCAACAACCGCGCCGUGGCAGCGUACAGGACCUGGGCCAACACCAUCCCGGGCAAGGUGGAGUUUUUCUCCAGUGAGGGUUCAGACACGACGAUCCCCAUCCCCAUCGUGGCUCUGCAAAAUGUGGACGACUCGUACCCUCCACAGAAGAAAUCCUUCAUGAUGCUCAAGUACAUGCAUGACCACUAUCUGGACCAGUUCGAGUGGUUCAUGCGAGCCGACGACGACGUCUACAUCAAAAGCGAGAAGUUGGAGAGCUUCCUGAGGAGUCUCAACAGCAGCGAGGCCAUCUUCCUCGGCCAGACGGGCAUGGGCGCCCGUGACGAACUGGGCAAGCUGGCCUUGGAGCCGGGCGAGAACUUUUGCAUGGGCGGCCCUGGCGUGAUCAUGAGCCGCGAGGUGCUGCGCAGGAUGGUGCCCCACAUCCGCCAGUGCCUGCAGGAGAUGUACACCACCCACGAGGACGUGGAGGUGGGCCGCUGCGUGCGCCGAUUUGCCGGCGUCCAAUGCGUCUGGUCCUAUGAGAUGCAGCAGCUGUUCUAUGAGAAUUACGAGCCUAACAAGAAGGGUUACAUCCGUGACCUCCACAACAGCAAGAUCCACCGGGCCAUAACCCUUCACCCCAACAAGAACCCGCCGUACCAGUAUCGCCUGCACAGCUACAUGUUGAGCCGCAAGAUUGCGGAGCUGCGCCACCGUACCAUCCAGCUCCACCGUGAGAUCGUGCAGAUGAGCCGCUACAGCAACACCGAGGUGCACAAGGAAGACCUCCAGCUGGGCAUGCCUCCGUCCUUCAUGCGCUUUCAUCCCCACCAACGUGAGGAGGUGCUAGAAUGGGAGUUCCUCACGGGCAAGUACAUUUUCUCAUCCUCGGACGGGCAGCCUCCGCGUCGGGGCAUCGACUCCUCGCAGAAGAUGGCGCUGGACGACAUCAUCAUGCAGGUUAUGGAGAUGAUUAAUGCCAACGCCAAGACACGAGGAAGAGUCAUCGACUUCAAAGAGAUCCAGUACGGCUACCGAAGGGUCAACCCCAUGUAUGGGGCCGAGUACGUACUGGAUCUCCUGCUGCUCUACAAGAAGCACAAGGGGAAGACCAUGACGGUGCCCGUAAGGAGGCACGCCUAUCUCCAACAGACCUUCAGUAAGAUCCAGUUCCUGGAAGACGAGGAGAUGGACGCGCGAGUCCUGGCUGCCAGGAUCAACCAAGACUCAGACUCGCUGUCUUUCCUGUCCAACUCUCUCAAGAUGCUCGUCCCAUUCAAGCUGAGCAGCCAAGCCGGCCUCGAACAACAAGAACCCAAAGAGAAGAAGAUCAACAUCCUCGUGCCCCUGGCGGGACGCUACGAGAUCUUCGUGCGCUUCAUGGCCAACUUUGAGAAGAUCUGCUUGAUUCCCAACCAGAACGUCAAGUUGCUGAUUCUGCUCUUUAGCACGGACAACAACACGGAGCGCAUCAAGCAAAUCGAGCUCAUGAGGGAGUACCACAUGAAGUAUCCCAAAGCCGACAUGGAGAUCAAACCGGUUUCUGGACCCUUCUCCCGUGCUCUGGCCCUGGAGGUCGGCUCGGCCCAUUUUACCAAUGAUUCCUUGCUCUUCUACUGUGAUGUGGACUUACUGUUUACUCCCGACUUCUUGAGCAGAUGUCGCGGGAACACCAUACUUGGAGAGCAGACGUACUUUCCCAUCAUCUUCAGCCAGUACGACCCAAAGGUUGUCUAUGCGGGCAAGGUGCCCAGUGACAACCACUACGUGUUCACCUCCAAAACGGGCUUGUGGAGACACUACGGUUUCGGGAUCGUCUGCGUCUACAAAGGAGACUUGGCCAAAGCGGGUGGCUUUGACGUCUCCAUCCAAGGUUGGGGACUGGAGGACGUGGACCUCUUUAACAAAUUCGUCCAGUCCGGGAUCAAGCUUUUUCGCAGCACGGACACCGGCAUCGUGCACGUCCACCACCCCGUGGUUUGCGACCCCAACCUCGAUCCCAAGCAAUACAAAAUGUGCCUGGGAUCCAAAGCGUCCUCGCACGGCUCCACGCAGCAACUGGCGGAGCUGUGGUUGGAGAAGAACGACCACGGCUUCCGAAAGAUCUCGAACUCUAAUAACGAUUCAAUGAGGACAGAAUAGACCCGGCAAGCGCACACAACCCACCCGUCUGUCUUCCUCUUUAUGGUGUUUUUUAACUACCUUAUUUAUUUUUUACAGAAAAGACUUCUGUGGAUAUAUUUUGAAAUAAGAACUCGUUUUGUAAACUGUACAGGAGCAGCGCGACACUUUCAGACUCGGAUCUUUUUUUUAGCAGCGUAAGGAACAUUGAUCUAUUUUACCAAUCCAAUACUGAGCAUUAUAUUUAUGGCACCUCACGUACAGACUGCUGUGGACCUCGCCGGAAAAUGCGUCAUGAUGGAAGAGGGAGUUUGGACACGGACAUGUGGUGUCUGGCAAACGGUAAAUGUUUAUUUGUGAAUGUUUACAGAGAGCUAUGAACAAGUGAUUCAUCCUUGGAAAAGGGGAUCUAUAAAAUAACAAUCUUAAUUGUGACAAUUAAGGGCCAUUGAUCAAAAGUUGCUCCCUUUUUUUUUGACUUUUGGUUUGUUUUUCCAGUUUAUUUGUCUGGGGGAUCCAUUGUAACACUGUUUUGUUUCCAUUGAUUUUGAUUUAAUUUUUAUUGACUUCUGUGAAUGAAACUGCUGGAUGUAGAUCUUUCCAACUCAUUCCCACUGUCUAAUUUAUUGAACGUUCAGUCUCGUACGAUAUCGGGCUGAGGUUGUGUAUAUUAGAGAUUGUAUAACCGUAUCAGUCAUGGAUAGUGUUUUUGUUCCUCUACAUUUUCCUCUCUCUAUCUCGAAUUGCUUUGAUUACCAAAGACUUUUUUUGCACAGUUGCUGUAGGUGAUUUUUGUUUGAGCGUGCUUGUGUAUGUGUGCGUGUGGAUGUCCGAAUGCAAGAUGGAGCGGGAAAAACGUUUGAAUUGUACUGUAGGAUGGCGGUACCGAUGACCAGAUUUCUAUUCUACACGGCUUUAUGAACGUUUGUCGACAACAAGCCACUUUGCGAUCUAUUUUCUUUUGUUUCAUUUGCUCCUGUUCAUUAUUUAAUAUUUGAUACGGUUGCAUACAGGCCAUUCUCCUGUGAUUUGAGCCAUACACUCCACAGAGGGAAUCGGCCCAAACCGCUGCCUCGCCUUCUGAAACAAUGACCGAUCUCCCACAGUAGUCUGUUUCUUUGGUUUUUGUUCUUUUCUGGGGCAUUUUCAUACUUCAGUUCUCUGUUAGCCCACAUACAACUGGGACAAAACUUUUAUAUUUAAUAAAAUGGAAAAAUGUCUAUCAAAAUGCA